Fusarium verticillioides 7600 is the source of this 705-nucleotide messenger RNA. RefSeq lists its product as hypothetical. The transcript is spliced from 3 exons. The record is from RefSeq and is a predicted model, not a curated record. The coding region runs from base 1 to 705 and encodes 234 amino acids. NCBI's taxonomy places the organism in Eukaryota, Fungi, Ascomycota, Sordariomycetes, Hypocreales, Nectriaceae.
AUGCACGUCGUAGCUCACAUGUUGCACAAGACAGACAUCAAGCAUCUGCUGCUGCGACUACAGACUCUCAAAGCCCUUGCAUGGCAUCCUCUCCUUGUGCCACUCAUCCUGAUGGAGCAGAGGAUAGAAGGCACUGCAGAGAAACUCACCCUGAUGAGGGAUUCUCUCUACUCGGUUGAGAAGCGAACUGGGACUCACAAGAACUACCGAAAUGACAAAUAUCAUGAAGAGCUCAACCAUUAUGCCUAUGGGGACAAGGUUUGGGAGCGCCACCACGAGCAGGAUGUUGACUUUGAAGCUGCCCCUGGAAAGAUCACUUCUGUUGCUGCAGAGUGUGCCAUGACCGAGGCUAAAUGCCAGGUCAAUGAGAGUUUACUCGAUUGGCUACAGGGGCUAAAUGACAGUCUUGGUGAACUUAACACUGACGGCAGUCCUUGGGAGAGGGCAAAGUCCUCAAUCGGAAUGAAGAUCUCAGCCUCAAAAACAUGGUCUGCUAACAAUCGAACACGAAGUAUCUAUUUUGCCAAGCGAGCAGAGGCGCAAAUGCAAGCGUGUCUGAAUCUAAUGGCACAGCGCGAUAGUGCUUUGAACCUCAAAAAGACCGAAGCAGCACUUCGAGACAGCUCCGACAUGAGAGCUAUAGCAUGGGUCACCCUCGCAUUUCUGCCAGCGACGUUUGUGGCGUACCUCCUUCUUCAGCUUUGA